Messenger RNA from Cicer arietinum (chickpea), 3108 nucleotides. RefSeq names its product receptor-like protein CLAVATA2. Lineage: Eukaryota; Viridiplantae; Streptophyta; Magnoliopsida; Fabales; Fabaceae. The record is from RefSeq and is a predicted model, not a curated record. Gene Ontology annotation, molecular function: protein binding.
UGGCAACAAAAAGAAAAAGGAAUACAAAAAAGAAAGUAAAGAGAGGGAAGAAAGCACUCCAAAGCCACUUUAUCAUCACUGUGACACACACCACCAACCUAAGAAAGAAACACCAAUGUAAGUUGUUAUUGUUGUUCUUCCUCUUUCUCUUUUGUCCUCUCUUCCUUUGUGUUUUUCCCCCUCAUGUAUUCAUUGUAAUCUUCAACAAAAAAAAAAAAAUCCUCAAGUUCCUCUUUUGCAUCUUCAAACUCUUCCUAAAAAAUCUCACCUUUACCAUGCCCCUCCAACAUUUUAUGCAUUCACUCACUCUCCUUUACCUUAUUAUUCUAUUUUCAACCCUUUCUCACUCAAUUGAUAUUAACCCACAAGACAAAACAUCUCUUUUAUGGUUCAAAUCAUUGCUGCAUGACCCUAGCCAAAGUUUAUCCAACUGGGUUGGCUCCAAUUGUACUUCAUGGAAUGGAAUCACUUGUGACAAUACUACUGGUAGAGUGAUUUCCAUCAACCUAACUUCUAUGAACUUGUCAGGACAAAUCCACCCUAACUUUUGUAACCUUUUGUAUCUCAACAAGGUGGUUUUGUCUCAGAACAGUUUCACAUGCACUCUACCUGUUUGUUUUGGGAACUUACUUAACCUUAGAGUUAUUGAUCUUAGUCACAACAGGUUUCAUGGUGGAAUACCAGAUUCUUUCAUGAGGCUUAAUCAUCUCACUGAGCUUGUUUUGAAUGAGAAUCCAUUUUUGGGAGGUUCACUUCCUUUUUGGAUAGGUAACUUCUCUGCAAAUCUUGAAAGAAUCCAUCUUGGUUUGUGUUCAUUUAGUGGUGGUAUACCUGAAAGCUUGCUUUACUCGAAGUCUCUUAAGUAUUUGAACCUUGAAAACAAUCUCUUGAAUGGAAAUCUUGAUGAUUUUCAUCAGAAUUUGGUUUUUCUCAACCUUGCUUCUAAUCAGUUUACAGGUACUUUGCCUUGCUUUGCAGCUUCUGUUCAGUCUUUAACUGUGUUGAAUUUGUCCAACAAUUCUAUUGUUGGGGGAUUACCUGCUUGUAUUGCUUCUUUUCAAAGUUUGACUCAUUUGAACCUUUCAAGGAACCAGUUGAAGUAUAGAAUAUAUCCUAGGCUUGUUUUCUCAGAGAAACUUGUUGUUUUGGACUUGAGUAAUAAUGAUUUAUCUGGUCCAAUUCCAAAUAAAAUUGCAGAGACCACUGAGAAACUUGGCCUUGUUUUUCUUGACCUUUCUUAUAAUCAAUUCUCUGGUGAAAUUCCAUUGAAAAUUACCGAGUUGAAAAGCUUGCAGGCCUUGUUCCUUUCACACAAUCUUCUUUCAGGAGAAAUUCCUGCUAGAAUUGGAAAUUUGACAUAUCUUCAAGUCAUUGAUCUCUCACACAACUCUUUGUCCGGUACCAUUCCAUUCAGCAUUGUUGGGUGCUUUCAGUUGUAUGCUCUAAUACUUAAUAACAACAACCUUUCGGGUGUAAUUCAACCGGAGUUUGACGCGUUGGAUAUCUUGAGGAUACUAGAUAUAAGCAACAAUAGGUUUUCUGGGGCUAUUCCACUCACUUUGGCUGGAUGUAAAUCUUUGGAGAUUGUAGAUUUUAGUUCCAAUGACCUUUCUGGAUCUUUAAAUGAUGCAAUAACCAAAUGGAUAAACCUCAGGUAUCUUUCUCUUGCUCGAAACAAAUUCGAUGGAACCUUGCCUAGUUGGUUGUUCACAUUUCAAGCUAUAGAAACAUUGGAUUUGUCGCACAACAAGUUUUCUGGAUUUAUACCUGAUAUUAAUUUGAAGGGUAGCUUAGUAUUUAACACAAGGAAUGUUACUGUUAAAGAGCUUUUGGUUGAAGAAAGAAAGGUUGAACCAAGAGUUUCAGUAGUUGUUUCUGAUAACAAUCAACUUAGUUUUACGUAUGAUCUUUCGUCGAUGUUCGGAAUCGAUCUAUCCAAUAACUUGCUGCAUGGGGAGAUUCCAAGGGGUUUAUUUGGCCUAGCUGGCCUACAAUAUCUGAAUUUGUCAUACAAUUUUCUCAAUGGACAGCUUCCUGGUUUGCAGAAAAUGCAAAGUUUGAAAGCCAUAGACCUGUCGCAUAAUUCCCUGUCGGGACAUAUCCCGGGAAACAUUUCGACGCUUCAAGAUCUAACCAUCUUGAAUCUGUCUUAUAAUUGUUUCUCGGGGUAUGUUCCUCAGAAGCAAGGGUAUGGAAGAUUUCCUGGUGCAUUUGCUGGAAAUCCGGAUUUAUGCUUGGAAUCUUUGAGUGGAACAUGUGAUGAUGGAAGGAUUCCAUCAAAGCAAGGCAGUUAUUUUGGGGAAGAUAAGAUGGAUGGACCAAUAUCUGUGGGGAUUUUCUUUAUAAGUGCCUUUGUUAGUUUUGAUUUUGGCGUUGUUGUUCUAUUUUGUUCUUCCCGGGCAAGAAAGUACAUUCUCCGGACAAAAGCUUGAUUUAAUGCAUUUCAUUAGGACAAUCUUUCUCCUGUAAAUUCCACUUUGUAAUUUGGUAGCUGCCUUCUUGUUUCAACUUUCAAGUGAACACAGACAUCCUGUGUCUCAUAAAUGACACAACCAAAUGUCAUGAUACCAGUUUAAACAUUUGUGACUUCGAAUAGAGUGUAACUGUAAAGACUAAUCCUGCAUCGCUCGGUUGGGAAAGAAUGGAUGGUUAUGGUGAAAAUUUUAUCCGAGAAAAGACAAGUCCUACGUCUUUCAGUUGGUUGUUCUUCUUUGGUAGAACUUGGUCGCUCAACUUUACAAUGCACAUUAUCACAUUCAUUCACAUACCAUGUUAUUUAUAAUCAGUGGAGACUUAGCAGGAAACAUGCCUUUGUAUCUAGUGUAGUUAUUGUGAAAUUUUGAUCUUGGUCAUCAAUUUGCAGAUUUAUUAGCAUGUUCAUGUUUAUAGAACAUGUAUGAUUCUAUCUUGGUUGUGGGGAACCAAAGUUUCCCUUUAGUUUAGUUUUGCAUUUGACAGCAAAUUGAUCAAGUUUAGGGAACAGUUGUAAGUGCAGACAAGAUAAAUGUGGUAGUCUGGUAUGUACUGACAAAUAUAGUUUUAUUUUUACUAUGAUUUGAAAUGAUAUUCUCACAAUACUUUCUUCCCUUACGAAGAAGAACCAGUGAA